Messenger RNA from Vigna radiata var. radiata (mung bean), 1005 nucleotides. Its product is annotated as probable inactive nicotinamidase At3g16190. NCBI's taxonomy places the organism in Eukaryota, Viridiplantae, Streptophyta, Magnoliopsida, Fabales, Fabaceae. The transcript has 5 exons. Bases 191 to 778 code for a protein of 195 amino acids. The record is from RefSeq and is a predicted model, not a curated record.
UAUCAUUAUGUGCUCCACAUUUCAAGCUCCAUUUCUGAAACAGAAUUUGUGAUUAUUCCUUCUCUACACCAUUUUCCUUUUGAUAUCUGUCAUGUUUCUAGUUCUUGUGCAGUGAAACCAAGACCUCUGUCAUUGAGCUGAGCUCAAAAUCUGCAGUUUUUGGUGUAGUUGGGUUAAUCUUAGAACAGAAAUGGCAGAGGAUUGGAAGCAAACAGCUCUUCUUGUCAUCGACAUGCAGAAAGAUUUCAUAGAAGAUUGGAGUCCUGUGGCACUAAAAGCAGGGAAAGACAUUGUUCCAAAUGUUGUUAAGGCCGUGGAAAUUGCAAGGGAGCGUGGCAUGCUCAUCGUUUGGGUAGUACGAGAAAACGAUCUCUUAGGAAGAGAUGUUGAGCUUUUUCGGAGGCAUUAUUAUACAGAGAAGAAAGCAAAAAUAGGGUGUAAAGGAAGUGAAGGUGCAGCAUUAGUUGAUGGGUUGGUAAUCAAAGAAGAGGAUUAUAAACUUGUGAAAACCAGGUUCAGUGCAUUCUUUGCUACACACCUUCAUUCGGUUCUUCAUGCUGCAGGAAUUCAUAAUUUGGUGAUCACUGGAAUUCAAACUCCAAAUUGUAUCAGACAAACUGUGUUUGAUGCUGUAGCGUUGGAUUAUCCAAAAGUGACUGUUAUUGUUGAUGCUACUGCAGCAGCCACACCAGAUGUUCAUCAAGCGAAUUUGUUUGACAUGGAAAAUGUUGGAGUUGCAACCCCAACUUUACAAGAAUGGAGUGAAGCCAAAGCUUGAUCUAUAGACAAAACAACUUUUGGUGCUUUGCUGUGUUUAAUUCCUUGACUCAAAGGUGUUAGUUGAUCAAGUGUUGAUCUUGUUGCUAGCUGCUCUAUGAAUGAAUAUGGAUAUUGAAAUGUAUUAUUAUAGUAUUCUUCAAUUGGAAAUGUUGUGAUACUCAAUGUUACUUCACAAUAAUAGUUCAUUCAAGUUGAAACGUAAUUUGAAAUUGCUUCUUUUGGGUA